Molecule: messenger RNA, 309 nt
Organism: Prorocentrum cordatum
Lineage: Eukaryota; Dinophyceae; Prorocentrales; Prorocentraceae
Source: the annotation of a GenBank genome assembly
GCCCCGCCCGAGCACCCGGCCCGCGUGCGCAGCCGCAGCCCGCCCGCCGAGGGGGGCGGCCCGCCGAGCGCGGACGCGGUCGAGGCGCCGGGCCCCACGGGCAGGAGGAAGCUGCUGCCGCCGCUCCUCUCGCGCGGCAGUUUCCAGAGCAGCCCGGGGCGCGCCGGCAGUUUCGCCCCCGGCGCGGCGGCGGGCACGGGCAGGCGGUCGUUCAUUGCGCCGCUCCGCGGGAGCACGACGCUCGACAGCCUCGAUUACUCGCGCAGGUCCACCUUCCUGCUCAAGGAGGAGGAGGCCGACAUGAUCCAG